GCUAGCGGAUGCCACUCCUCCGUUAUUAUGCGCCUGCUAACAGUUAGCCGCUAGCUAGCAGCUAACUAGUAGCUGUGCUCAGCUCCAUUGGAAGCCAUGGCUGGCGACUGGCGAGGCUUUGCUUUGUUGGAAGAAGCCGAGCUCUUUUCCGGCUGCUUAAGGGACCUGCUCUCCUCCGGACAAACGUACGUCCGGAGCCAGUUCGGCUUGGACUUGGGUCUGAAGCCCGAGCAGUACCCGACCUGGUUGAUGCUGACCACGGCCGUCGUCGCUCUGCUGUUCCUGCUCGCUGGGUCCUGGGCCGCCGUCUGCGGAGCGCUGCUGGCCGGCAGGAGGCGGCCGGGAUGCCGGGUCCCCCACGUCGGCUGCGAGCCGUCUGCCAAGGCCCCUUUGACGACCAAACCUGCUAAACCAGAGGAGGUGAAGAAAAGGAACCAAAAUAAAGUGCGAGACAAGAAGACUCAACAGCCUAACGGACAGCCUGCCUCCAUGCUUCCAGAGGAAGUCAAAGUCCUCGGGGUGCUCUCCAAACCGCCGCCGCAGUCCAAAACUCAGAAGGCGCCUGAAGUGCAAGCGCCCGCAGUGCUGGUGAAAAAAAACAAGAAAAAAGCCAAAACUAGUGUCAAAGCGACUCAUAAUGUGUCUACAUAUGACUGCAAGGAGCUUUGUGAUGACACAUGGGAGACCAAAGUUAGCAACCGAGAGAAGAGGCAGCAACGCAGGAAGAACAAGGGCCCAGAGUCGCUUGGUGGUACAGAGGGGGCGGACGCUGCCAAGGGCCACGUGGAGGCGGCAUUAAAGGUUAAGAAGAACAGAGCAGUUUCAGAGUCGCAGCGUUUAAGAGCAGCUGCUAAAGUGGACUCACCCCGAGCAGUUGGGUUGUCCACCCGACGGGAGGUGUCUUCCGUUAAUGGCGGCGGGUGGAAUAACUUUUCCAUGAAAAUCCCAACUCAGGUGUCAUCUAUAGAGGCGAGUAAGUUUGCUGCAGACUACCAGACCCAACCCGAGGCCCAGUCCUGGACGCAGGAGUCACAAGUGGCGUGGAGCAGUAUCGAUGUCCAGAGGAAGUCGGACCUCAACCCCAUCUCUUUCUCCAUGUUGCGACUGAACCCUGCAGCAAAGUCCAUGGAGCUGCAGUGGACCAGCCAUGCUGAUGCUGACGAUGAAUGGGGCGAUAUAAACGGGGUGACCCCUGUGGAUUCCACCUCAGACUGGAACGCCCCAGUUGAGCACUGGGGUAACUAUGAGGAGCCUCCUGUGACGGUGACGGUGGUUCAGCGCAAGGACAAAACCAUUCUCAAAAAGGUGUCAGAGGAUAAGGACUGCGAGGAUCCAGCAGGGGUAGCUGUCAAGUCCAAGAAGAAACGAAAAAAGAAGAAGAGACUGGAAGAAGAGGCGGCGUCUGAGGCCCAGGUAGUGAAUGCAGUUCUUAAACCUCAACAACUUCCUGCUCUGGCCUCCAAGAAGCCGAGUCCCAACUCAUUAUCUCAGAAGCGAACUGAGCAGUUGGCAGAGGCCUCCCUCAAGAAAAAGCGAUUCGGAGGAACCUGGCUGCACUGACGGAACGUUUGCUGCUGGUUACGUAAGGGACUCGUGGGAGAAAUGGAGAGUCCUGUGCCUCAGUGCUUUCCAUCGAGGAAGUGGAAGACCUCUGUCUAUUUGUAACUUUGAUCGCAUUGCAUCUGCUGAUUGAGCUGAGCAUUGCUUUGGUGUAUCGUCAAAUUCGGAAGACGAUUGCAGCCAUUUAAGAAGCCCAAAGGCUGACCGUCGCAAUGGAAGGCAUGGGUUGGGCUGUAUGAACACCGACUGUGGGGAUUUCAGAACUGAAUCAUAAGUUGGACAACAUCACUGAAAUGCAAAGAUUGAUAGGCGUUCUGACAUUCCUCCCUCCUUUGACAACACCUUGGAGUUGAACUUUGCUCGUAACACCUGCAGACCGACUCCAGGCCUAUAGACACAACAACACUACACACACCCUGGUAAUGGGCACACACCCCGACCCCACGCCUUUGCUACCGCUUCACUCCACGUGGUAUGAUUGACAUCGGAGCAGCUUCGGGCCGGAUGCCUGCCCCCUCCCUCCUGUUGCAAAAUGUUUGUGUGCUUUUUGCUAUCAAAUUUUUUUCUCGGCCGCAGUCUGUGCCUCCCCCAUAGGAGCCCAGUUUGAGAAUUAGGUUUUUUUUUUACUCCUACUUCCCCAGCGUCUAAAUUUUUUCCCACCUUUUACCGGGCGCCAUUAAGUGGAGAUUCAUCACUGUUCUUGUUCUGUCUACCUGUACAAUGUGUGUUUGUCUAAUCUAACGGGUUUGUGGUAAAAAUUAAAUGUUGUUGUACUUGCGCAAUGACAAUAA
Molecule: messenger RNA, 2351 nt
Organism: Entelurus aequoreus (snake pipefish)
Lineage: Eukaryota; Metazoa; Chordata; Actinopteri; Syngnathiformes; Syngnathidae
Product: lysosomal-associated transmembrane protein 4B-like
Exons: 13
Coding region: 97-1560 (487 amino acids)
Biological process (GO): positive regulation of canonical NF-kappaB signal transduction; positive regulation of angiogenesis; regulation of transcription by RNA polymerase II
Cellular component (GO): lysosomal membrane; nucleus
Molecular function (GO): transcription coregulator activity
Source: RefSeq, a predicted model, not a curated record